Messenger RNA from Anoplopoma fimbria (sablefish), 1713 nucleotides. It is a transcript of the gene lmod2b, whose product is annotated as leiomodin 2 (cardiac) b. The record is from RefSeq and is a predicted model, not a curated record. Gene Ontology annotation, biological process: muscle contraction; pointed-end actin filament capping; myofibril assembly. Gene Ontology annotation, cellular component: myofibril; striated muscle thin filament. Lineage: Eukaryota; Metazoa; Chordata; Actinopteri; Perciformes; Anoplopomatidae. The coding region runs from base 1 to 1713 and encodes 570 amino acids. The transcript is spliced from 6 exons. Gene Ontology annotation, molecular function: actin binding; tropomyosin binding.
AUGAGCUGUUUUGGGUACCGCCGAGAGUUGAGUAAGUACGAAGAUGUCGACGAGGACGAGCUCUUGGCUUCCCUCAGCCCUGAAGAGCUGGCAGAGCUGGAAAAGGAGCUGGCGGAUAUUGAUCCUGACGCCAACGUGCCCAUAGGACUCCGACAGAGAGAUCAGACGGACAAGACCCCAACGGGCACCUUCAGCAGAGAGGCCCUCAUGAAGUAUUGGGAAAACGAGACACAAAGACUGCUGGAGGAUGAGAUAUGUGGGGGAAGCCCUAAACCGGAUGAAGAACAAGAGGAGGAGUGUGUGACAGAAGAAGACAGCGGAGCAGAGGAUGAAAAAGAUGUUGAAAAUGAGAAAGAACAGAAUAAGCGUGAAGCGCUGAAGGAGACAGAAGAAGAGGAAGAUGACGAUGAAGAAGAAGAAGAAGAAGAGGAGAGUGAGGAAGAGGAGGAAGCUGUAACAGAGGAGGAGGAAGAUGAUGAUGAUGAGGAGGAUGAGGAGGAGGAGGAGGUGGAGGAGGAACAAGAUAAUAAAUUAAAACAAGAGCCCCCAAAGGAGUCUGGGGCGCAGUCAUGGGCCGACACCCGGAUGCUACUGAAGCCGCAGAGGGUGGAGCCUAUGAGACUGACUCCUCCCCCUCCACCUGCCGACCCGAAUGCGACAGGUAACCCAACCGUUGUCGACGAAGCUCUCCAACUGGCUCUUAGCAACGACCCUGAGCUCACGGAGGUCAACCUCAACAACAUUGACGAUAUCUCACAGGAAACCCUCAUUCGAUUUGCUGAAGCACUGAGGUCCAACACACACGUGAGGGUCUUUAGCGUCGCAAACACCCGAGCCGACGACCCUGUGGCUCUGGCCAUCGCUAAGAUGCUGAGGGAAAACUCGUCCAUCAUCAGUCUGAAUAUAGAGUCCAACUAUGUGAGUGGAAAGGGCGUGAUGGCGAUGGUUCAAGCACUUCCUGGAAACAACACCCUGACUGAGCUGCGCUUCCACAAUCAGAGACACAUGUGUGGAGCACAGGUAGAGAUGGAGAUGGUGAAGAUACUGAGGGAAAACAACACCUUGAUCAAGCUGGGCUACCAGUUCAACCUGCCUGGUCCCAGGAUGAGCAUGACGGGAAUCCUCACCAGGAACCAGGACCGUCAGAGACAGAGACGGUUGCAAGAGCAGAGACAGCAGCAGGGCCAACAGGGGGCGCCAGAGGGGGCUGUUAACCCCAGAACCACUGCACUGAAAGGAACUCCUCGUUCAUCACCUUACAGCUCACCCAGAGCCUCUCCAUGGUCCUCGCCCAAACUCCCCAGGAGCGACCUGGCUAAAAAACAGACUCCUCCUGCUCCACCCCCUCCUCCCCCUCCGCCGCCUCCUCCUCCCCCGCCUCCUCCACCACCGCCUCCCCAGCAGCGGGAGAAGAAGAAGCCCACCAGGAUGAUCGCGGAGGUCAUCAGGGCGCACGAGGCGGGCAGCAAAAAGGUGAGGAAGACCAAAGGUAAGAAGGGCAAGAAGGGGAAGGAGUCGGGGAAGGAGGAGACGAGCAGCAUCCUGAAGGAGCUCAAGAACGCGCUGAGGCCCGUGUCGGGGGAGAGGAGAGGGGAGGAGGGCAGCAGGCCGUCCACGCCACUGAGGUCGGCCCACGACCAGCUGAUGGACUCCAUUCGCAACAGCGGCACCCGCAGCCUGAAAAAGGUGGAGGUCCCGUUACAUCUACGAUAA